Messenger RNA from Penicillium olsonii, 1389 nucleotides. The record is from the annotation of a GenBank genome assembly. NCBI's taxonomy places the organism in Eukaryota, Fungi, Ascomycota, Eurotiomycetes, Eurotiales, Aspergillaceae.
AUGUCGACACUUGAGGACCUCGACGACCUUGAGCAGGAGCAGAGAGAGAAGAAGCAAGACCAGAACGAUGGCAAUGGCAAGAAGCCCGAAGGCGACGCCGAUGCCGAUAUGGAAGAUGCCGACAAGAAGGACGACGAGGAAGAGAUGCUCGACGAGGAUAUCCUGAACUCAAGCACGGCAGACAUUGUGACGCGACGGCGCAUGCUGGAAAACGAGAUGCGAAUCAUGAAGAGUGAAUUCCAACGUUUGACGCAUGAGCAAAGCACGAUGAGAGAGAAGGUCAAGGAUAAUCAAGAGAAGAUCGAAAACAACAGACAACUACCAUACCUCGUUGGAAACGUCGUCGAACUACUGGACCUUGAUGUGGAGGCUGAAGCAGCGGAAGAAGGCGCCAAUAUCGACCUGGAUGCCACCCGCGUAGGCAAAUCCGCCGUCAUCAAGACCUCAACCCGCCAGACUAUCUUCCUGCCCCUCAUCGGCCUGGUCGACCACGAGAAGCUGAAGCCCGGUGACCUGAUUGGUGUCAACAAGGACUCAUAUCUCAUUUUGGACACUUUACCGGCCGAAUACGACAACCGUGUCAAGGCAAUGGAGGUUGACGAGAAGCCCACUGAGAAGUACACAGAUAUCGGUGGUCUGGAUAAGCAGAUCGAAGAGAUCGUGGAAGCCAUCGUAUGGCCCAUGAAGGAGGCGGAGCGCUUUAAGAAGAUCGGCAUCAAGGCCCCCAAGGGCGCCCUGAUGUACGGACCUCCCGGUACCGGGAAGACUCUUCUGGCCCGAGCCUGUGCUGCCGAGACAAACGCAACAUUCCUCAAGUUGGCCGGUCCCCAAUUGGUACAAAUGUUCAUUGGAGAUGGUGCCAAGCUGGUGCGCGACUGCUUCGCCCUGGCCAAGGAGAAGGCGCCCUCUAUCAUCUUCAUUGACGAGCUGGAUGCCGUGGGUACCAAGCGUUUCGACUCGGAGAAGUCCGGAGACCGUGAAGUGCAGCGAACCAUGCUGGAACUUCUCAACCAACUCGAUGGAUUCGCCUCAGACGACCGCAUCAAGGUGUUGGCGGCGACUAACCGAGUCGAUGUGCUGGACCCUGCGCUCCUGCGCUCGGGUCGUCUGGACCGCAAGAUCGAGUUCCCUCUGCCCAACGAGGAAGCCCGUGCGAACAUCCUGCAAAUCCACUCUCGCAAGAUGUCUGUCGAGGACAGCGUCAACUGGGCUGAACUGGCUCGCAGCACGGACGAGUUCGGUGGUGCUCAGUUGAAGGCCGUCUGUGUUGAGGCCGGUAUGAUUGCGCUUCGGAAGGGUCUGAGCAAGAUCGGACAUGAGAACUACGUCGAUGCUAUUGCGGAAGUCCAGGCUAAGAAGAAGGAUACCAACAUGGGUAUCUACGUUUAG